UUAGUAAUAUCCUGGGAGGUGAUUGCUGCGUCUUUUUUUUUUUUUUUAAAUCCCAGCAGAUUUUUUUUCUAUUUUAUUUUUUUAUUUUUUAUUUUUAUUUUUCUACUUCUCUGAAUAUCGCCACUCUCUCACUCUAAGAUCUGAUACCCCUUCGAGAUUUUUCCUUUCAGAUCAUGAACAAACUAUAUGUUGGGAAUUUAAGUCCUUCGGUCACUGUCGAGGACUUGAAGCAGCUCUUUGGGGAGAGGAAGCUGCCAGUGGCCGAUCAGGUCCUACUGAAAUCCGGCUAUGCUUUUGUGGACUUCCCCGAUCAGAACUCGGCCAUAAAGGCUAUAGAGACUCUUUCUGGUAAAGUUGAAUUACACGGAAAGGUGAUAGAGGUAGACUACUCUGUUCCCAAAAAACUAAGGAGUCGGAAGAUCCAGAUCCGGAACAUUCCCCCUCAUCUACAGUGGGAGGUUUUGGACGGCCUUCUAGCUCAGUAUGGUACUGUAGAAAACGUGGAACAAGUGAACACUGAUACAGAAACAGCAGUGGUGAAUGUUACAUACGCAACCAAGGAGGAAGCUAAAGUAGCCAUCGAGAAGUUGACAGGACACCAGUUCGACGACUACUCUUUCAAGGUGUCAUAUAUCAUGGACACGGAUGCUGCUCCACCUGUCCAGGCUCCUCGCACGCGUCGUGGGGGUCGGGCUUCCCGGGACCAGGGCUCCUCUCAGCCCGGGCCAUCAGGAGGCUACGGUUCUCCACGCCCCAGACAACACGACUUCCCACUGCGCAUGCUCGUGCCUACUCAGUUUGUGGGAGCCAUUAUCGGCAAGGAAGGCCUCACUAUCAAGAAUGUCACCAAACAGACACAAUCAAAGGUAGACAUUCAUCGGAAGGAAAAUGCAGGUGCAGCUGAAAAACCCAUCACCAUCCACUCAACACCCGAGGGCUGCUCCGCCGCCUGUCGCAUGAUCCUGGACAUCAUGCAGAAGGAGGCCAAUGAGACCAAGACGACGGAGGACAUCCCUCUGAAAAUCCUUGCCCACAACAGCCUCGUGGGUCGGCUGAUUGGCAAAGAGGGCCGCAACCUGAAGAAGAUCGAGGAGGAGACAGGGACCAAGAUAACCAUCUCCUCGUUACAAGACUUAACCAUUUACAACCCUGAGAGGACCAUCACGGUGAAGGGCAGCUUAGAUGCAUGUUGUAAAGCCGAGGUGGAGAUCAUGAAGAAACUGAGGGAAGCCUAUGAGAAUGAUAUUGCUGCUAUAAAUCAACAGGCCAAUCUGAACCUGAGCACUCUGGGCAUCUUCUCCUCUGGUCUGCCGGUGCUGCCCCCUGCUGCUGGACCGCGUGGUGCUGUGCCCCCUGUGGCGCCAGCAGGAUACAACCCAUUCUUAAGUCACUCUUCACAUCUCAGUGGCCUGUACGGGGUUCCUUCAGCAAGUGCCAUCCCCCACCAGCACUCACAACAGGCUCCAGAACAGGAGGUUGUCUACCUCUUUAUUCCAACUCAGGCAGUCGGGGCCCUGAUCGGGAAGAAGGGCCAGCACAUCAAACAACUUGCCCACUUCGCCGGCGCUUCUAUCAAGAUCGCCCCGGCUGAGAGCCCAGAUGUAACUGAGAGGAUGGUUAUCAUUACUGGAACCCCAGAAGCUCAGUUUAAGGCCCAAGGUCGGAUAUUUGGGAAGCUGAAAGAGGAGAACUUUUUCUCGGCGAAGGAGGAGGUCAAACUGGAGACGCACAUCAAGGUUCCCUCAAGUGCAGCUGGCAGGGUCAUUGGUAAAGGGGGCAAGACAGUAAACGAGUUGCAGAACCUUACGAGCGCAGAGGUCAUCGUACCGCGGGACCAAACUCCUGAUGAGAACGACGAGGUGUUUGUGAAAAUCAGUGGGCAUUUCUUUGCCAGCCAGACUGCACAGAGGAAGAUCCGGGAGAUCAUUCAGCAGGUGAAACAGCAGGAACAGAAGCACCAGCAGGGCGCUGCCGUGUCACCGCACCACUCCAAGUGACCGGCCAGGUGGCUCCAAUGGGCACCAGCCAAUGAAUGUAGCCCUCCCAAAUGGACAGAGACCUACCCAGACUAAGGCCAAGGCCAAGGGGGACAUGCAGGGCAGACCAGCAGCACCGGGAUCAAAACCAAAGAACUUCGCUAGGGGGGACACAAGUGAGAGCCAAAGGCUGAGGGCGUUGUGUGCACUGCCAGCCCUGUGAGAGCAGAUAGAUUGGGAGAAAUCGUACUGAUGCUAAAAAAUAAAAAUACCAAAAAAAUUAAUAAAUAAAUAAAAAAAACUACAAGAAAGGUGGAAAUGUCAGAGAAUUUGGGAACUGUUGUCUUCACAGUUAAAAAAACAGGAAAUAGUUUGUCGCCCUGCAUAACGUUAUCUCUUUAGUUGGACUAACAUAGGCCUAAAAACCCCCAGAAAAAAGCAACUCUAUUAACACGAGCAUAUACGAGGCAUUGUGAUAUUUUGGGUUAGAGCAAAAGCGAGUGGCAAUGGACUGACUCCCUUUUCUCACGUGCGUUUGAGAUAUUUAGAUUGUGAGCUCAAAUAUCCUUAGCAGUAUUAAUCCAGUAGAAAAGUAUAUGGAUACACACUGAGAGUAUGCACUGUUAUUUUUCUAUCAAAAUGACAGUACAGCUUGGUGUUAGUAUUUUGCUUGUAACACAGAUUGAUUGAUUGAUUGAUUGAUUGAUUGAUUGAUUGAGCUGUGACAGUCACAGCUGCUCCCCUUUGUUUGUUCCCAUUUUAGGCCACUGAAAUCUGAAAAGAAAGCCCCUAUAAGUAAAUAAGGUGAAUGGUUCUGAGUCUUUGUAACAAGCCUGUGUGUGUGCCAACGCAAAAGAUAACGUCCCUUUCAAAUGUCUCUCACCAUUCAUAUCUGAUGCUAAGCUUCAUUUUUUUUAAUUCUUUCUUUUCUGCUAACUUCUGCUUCACUUUCUCAUCACUCUCUCUCAUCGGACAUCAUGUUUUUUUUUAAUGGGUUAAAGAUAUUUGUUGAGAAACACUUUUUCAUAGCCUUUUGAAAACCUUGAACUGACUGCCACUUUUGCUCAAGAGAGGUUAAAUGCAACAGAGGGGAUUUUUUUUUUCUUUUUAACCAGUAAAUUGUGUCAUGCUGUGCAGUAGACGUGUAUGUUCACGCUUGUUGUCCCAAUUCAUUCUUCAAUCAGAGUAAAAACUGACGUCUUAACGAGUGGUGCACGUUUGCCCGUUAACUGGUUGUUUUUGGACGCGCGCCGCCACACGCUCGGCCUUAUGAGGACGUCGCGAGGGCCAGCACAGAAUGUGAGCUGAGGGCCCAGUGACAGGGCGCAGGGUU
Molecule: messenger RNA, 3309 nt
Organism: Archocentrus centrarchus (flier cichlid)
Lineage: Eukaryota; Metazoa; Chordata; Actinopteri; Cichliformes; Cichlidae
Gene: igf2bp2a
Product: insulin-like growth factor 2 mRNA binding protein 2a
Exons: 16
Coding region: 174-1997 (607 amino acids)
Molecular function (GO): RNA binding
Source: RefSeq, a predicted model, not a curated record